Messenger RNA from Plenodomus lingam JN3, 1059 nucleotides. RefSeq lists its product as uncharacterized. Lineage: Eukaryota; Fungi; Ascomycota; Dothideomycetes; Pleosporales; Leptosphaeriaceae. The record is from RefSeq and is a predicted model, not a curated record.
AUGAACUACAUAUCAAACCUCAUAACAUCCGACUCAGUCGUAAACCCGCUCCUUGAUGGCGGCUAUCUCCCCCACCCCAUCAUUCGCGUUGGAAUCCGGCGGCAACUCGCCGACCGCCUGCAAUCCAUUGCCUCUACCUCUCUAACCUCGAGUUACGAGAUUAAGAUGAACUACGUUAAACUGCUUCGCGAAAGACCCAUUGCCAUUGAAACCUCGACUGCCAACGAGCAGCAUUAUGAAGUGGGAACUAGUGUGUUGAAGGGCAUGUUGGGCCCUAGGAUGAAGUAUUCGAGUUGUUUGUAUGAAAAGGGUGGGGAGACGUUGGCGCAGGCUGAGAUUGCAAUGUUGAGGUUGUACGUGGAACGCGCGGAGUUGAAGGAUGGAAUGAAGAUUUUAGAUCUGGGAUGUGGAUGGGGCUCUGCCUCCCUCUACUUUGCCGAAAUCUUCCCCAACUCCCAGAUCACAGCCUUCUCCAACUCGCGGACGCAAAAAGAAUACAUCGACUCCGUCGCCGCUUCCAAAGGCUUCACCAAUCUUACCGUCAUAACUGGCGACGUAGCCUCGGACUUUGAAUUCGAAGCCCAAGCCUUUGACCGUGUGAUUUCCAUUGAGCUAUUCGAGCACAUGAAGAACUAUGCCGCGCUGCUCGCCAAAGUAUCCCGCGCACUCCAACCAGGCGGCAAGCUAUUUGUGCAUAUUUUCGCCCAUCACAGCACCCCGUAUGAUUUUGAAAGUGGAUGGAUGACGGAGCACUUUUUCACGGGCGGGACGAUGCCUUCUGCGGACUUGUUGUUGUACUUUCAGGAUGAUCUAAAGGUGAAGAAGCAGUGGUGGGUGUCGGGGAUGCACUAUGCGAAGACUUGCGAGGAUUGGCUGGUGACCAUGUGCAAGAACAAGGAGAUGAUUUGGCCGGGUCUGUUGGAGACGUAUGGACACGAGGGUACGGUGACGUGGUGGAACAGGUGGCAGGUUUUCUAUCUGGCGUGUGCGGAAUUGUUCAAGUGGGAUGGGGGUGAUACGUGGGGGGUUAGUCAUUAUUUGUUUGAGAAGCCAGAGUAG